AUGCCUGUUCGUACCUAUUUUGAUAUUGAAAUUGAUGGUCAACUUGAAGGUCGAAUAGUUUUUGAACUGUUUGAUGAUAUAGUACCAAAAACUGCGGAAAAUUUCCGUGCGCUUUGCACAGGCGAAAAAGGUACUGGCGCUUCUGGAGUUCCAUUACACUAUAAAGGAUGUAUAUUUCAUCGUGUGAUCAAGGAAUUUAUGGUUCAAGGUGGUGAUUUUACAUUAGGUGAUGGUAGAGGUGGUGAAAGUAUUUAUGGAGAAAAAUUUGAAGAUGAAAAUUUUAAAUUAAAACAUGAUCAACCAUUCCUUUUAUCAAUGGCAAAUGCUGGCGUUAACACUAAUGGCUCUCAGUUUUUUAUCACCACAGUGAAUACUCCACAUUUAGAUGAUAAGCAUGUAGUUUUUGGCAAGGUUUUAAAAGGAAAGUCAGUUGUUAGAGCCAUUGAAAAUAUUCCAGUAUCAGAUGAUAAACCAACAAAAAUUGUUAAAAUUGUUGAUUGUGGCGAACUAAAAGAAGGUGAGGAUGAUGGCAUACAAGAACCUGUUGAUGUUGAUUAUUCUGAAUCCAAAGAACCAAAGGAUCUACUUGAAAUUGCUAAAAAUAUAAAAGAAAUUGGAAAUUCUUAUUAUAAAAAGUCAGAAUAUGAAAGUGCAAUUAAAAAAUACACAAAGGCAAUUCGCUAUCUUAAUGAGAAAAUAUUAGAUGAUACAGACGACCCACCUGAACUAAAAAAAGAAUUUCAUUCACUAAAAAUUUCAUGUUACUUAAAUAAAGCAGCAUGUUCAUUGAAUUUACAACAUUAUCAAAAUGUAAUAAAUGAUGUUAAUAUAGUGUUAGAAAUGCCAUCCGAAUACUUAUCAACAACUGAUAAAGUUAAAGCGUUAUAUAGACGUGGCACAGCAUAUAACGGCUCGAAAGAUGAGGAAGCAGCUUUAGAGGAUUUAAAAGAAGCUAAUAAAUUAAAUCCAAAAGAUUCAGCAAUUCUAAAAGAAUUACAAAUAGCUAAACAAAAAAUCGUUGCUAGAACAAAUGCUCAAAAGAAAGCUUAUAGUAAAAUGUUUAGUUGA
This is a messenger RNA of Entrophospora candida, 1068 nucleotides long. The record is from the annotation of a GenBank genome assembly. NCBI's taxonomy places the organism in Eukaryota, Fungi, Glomeromycota, Glomeromycetes, Entrophosporales, Entrophosporaceae.